UUGAUUAUCUUUGUUAAACAUUCCAUUCCAUUAUUUUAUAUAUAUAACACAAAAUGUCCCUGUUUUGCUCAUUGCAUAUAAUCAGUGUUGGUUCUCUGGCUCCUUGUUCAACAAAAGUUAUUUGUGUGAGUCUGUGAACGAGCGCAGCGGCAGCGACGUGUUCAAGUCAGCACAGUCAGAGAAAAAACCUGACAUCCUACCUCCAUUCAAGAAGAUCACUACUUAAACCCCCGUUUGCUUGGCAUUUAGUGUUUUUUGUGGCGUAGGACCAGCGGGAACAUUUCCAUUCAUUUUCAGGGCACGAUGUUGCUUCUGAUGCUGAUGUUGUCCGUGGUGUCAUUGGCACACAGUGAUGAUGACUUCUGUUAUAAUGAGGAGCACUGUGAUCCAUAUGCAUGGGGAGAAAACUACCCCUCUUGCCAUCCUCUUCUGGAGAGCCAUCACUCUCCCAUCAACCUGGACCAUCAGCUGAUGAAGAACCAAUCUUUAGACUCUCUGCACCUGGAGGGUUUUAAUUUGACUCAUAAAGGGCAAUGGUGGCUGACAAACCAGGGUCACUCUGUUGUGCUGGAGUUGGGUGACGGUAUGCAGGUGAGUGGCGGAGGGCUUCCUGGAAUCUACCGCACCAUCCAGCUGCAUUUCCAUUGGGGAAGCGUGUCUUCAAAUGGUUCUGAACACACCUUGGGCCACCUGAGAUUCCCUAUGGAGAUGCAUAUAGUCAACAUCAAAUCCACACAUCCAAAUUUGACGUCCGCGCUUGAUGACCCAACUGGCCUUGCUGUGCUUGGAGUCUUCAUCGAUGUGACAUAUUUGCACAAUGAAAACUUCCAGUCCAUCUCAAAUGCACUUCCUUCUGUCGCCUACAAAGGACAAACAAAAUCGAUCAGACCAUUUCCUUUGAUGAAUCUGUUACCUCAGAAAAACCUAACGCAGUAUUACCGUUAUCACGGCAGCCUCACAACGCCGCCCUGUUCACAGGUGGUUUUGUGGACCGUGUACGAAGUACCCACCUAUAUCUCAUGGGCUCAGUUUGAGCUGUUUGUAAAAGGGAUAUAUUCCACGGAGGAAUUAGCCGAUAAACAGGUUCAACUGCAGAACAACUACAGACACAUCCAUCCAACCUACGGUCGGCCUGUGUACGCAUCCAAAGAUGCUAAGAUGCUCACCAAUGGAGUUCCCCCCCUUGCCAUUUUUUAUAUUUUUUAUGUUCUUUUAUUUACUGGAUUUUUAAACAUUUAGUGUUAAACGUAUUGCAGAAUGGCAGUAUUAAACGUCCACUUAAAAUACUGUAUAAGAAACUUCCCAGAAAGCAUCACUGGUAGCCAGUCUAAAGACCCGUUCACAACAAAAAUUAUAACGUUCUCUUUAUUACAAGCAGCCUACAGUAAUGUGUCUGCCACUUUAAAUGCAGUGGCUGUUUAAAGACGAUAGAUUCUGAUUGGCUGCCAAUAAUUUAAUGCAAAAAAAACCCAGAAAGUGUAACAACCAUAUCCUUGCUGUGUCAUUAUCCUUAUAGCUAGUGUGUGGACAAUUCUCAUCGAAUUUGAACGACUAUUAUAACCGUAUAAUUAUUAGUUAUAUAUAAGGCCCGUUCACACCAAUGCACGUUAAAGUUCUGUUAUAUCACCUGUCGCUUUAAAUGCACAAGGUGGAUUCUAAUUGGAUGUCAGUCUAUCUAUCGUUCAUCGGCCGAUAAAUCAAUCGUUUCGGGGUUAUUCCAACGAUAACGUACCUCUGUGACUAUCGUUCUUGUUUUGGUAGACUUCGCUAUUCUCCUAACAUUAAAAACUAACUUUUUCUAGUCAUCAUCUUUUCUCUAGUUAAAUGGAAUUAUAAUCCAUUUUAAUUCACCAAGGACGACUGUGUUAAUUAUAUGUAUAUAGAAACAAAUUAUGACUGCUAUCUGAUGAGUGAUUUUCCUUAGUGGGUAUCCCCAUUUACGUAUUUCACACUGAACUUGAUCACUCAAAGCCUUUUCCCCAGUCAUACACAAAAGCCACUUUGUGGGAAUGACACCUUACAGCAGAAAGAUAAAUUUAAGGGGAGUUUAUGACCUUACAAAUGUACACCUAGACGGACCAAUAAAGUUAUUCUGUGAAAAACACAAACUUACCUCAGGAGACAAACUAUUUGAUGUAGGCUAUAUACAAUAGCUCAGCUAACAAUAGUUUGACUCAAAUGCAAAGUGUUCUUUUACAAAUGACAAAGUGUUGAAAUAAAAUGACAUUGUUAUCGGUGUGUUUUGUCUAUUUUGACUAGCUCAGUCACACACAAGUGUAUUGUUUUAGUGCUCAUACCCUUCACGUCCUGUUACUGACACUGGGGGCACUGCUCGCUCAACACAAAGAGCCCUUGUUUCUGUCUCUUUCUAGGGGACUAGGUUUGCUAAUCUGGACAGUGAGGUCAUUCCCUGCCGCUCACUGACAGAACAGUCACUAUUUCAGCCUGACGUUCUGAAGGGGACCUUAUCAACGACUACUUGUCUUUAAAUCAUUGUACUUUAUCUUUACUGGUAACAACUAAGAUAAUGUAAUAUAACAAGAAAUAUUAGACGCUUUUACCUUGAGACCUUGCGUUUUUCUCACUUCUGUCCCCAGGACAUCUUAGCAUGCCUGUGUUCCCUGGGAUUCUCCCGUGCAGUGUUUAUCCAAUUUCA
Messenger RNA from Carassius auratus (goldfish), 2656 nucleotides. It is a transcript of the gene car15, whose product is annotated as carbonic anhydrase 15. Lineage: Eukaryota; Metazoa; Chordata; Actinopteri; Cypriniformes; Cyprinidae. The transcript has 8 exons. The record is from RefSeq and is a predicted model, not a curated record. Bases 304 to 1239 code for a protein of 311 amino acids. Gene Ontology annotation, molecular function: zinc ion binding; carbonate dehydratase activity. Gene Ontology annotation, cellular component: plasma membrane.